Messenger RNA from Saccharomyces eubayanus, 3549 nucleotides. RefSeq names its product Sdd4p (gene SDD4). The record is from RefSeq and is a predicted model, not a curated record. Gene Ontology annotation, cellular component: chromatin. The transcript has a single exon. Gene Ontology annotation, biological process: regulation of transcription by RNA polymerase II; DNA-templated transcription. The coding region runs from base 1 to 3549 and encodes 1182 amino acids. Gene Ontology annotation, molecular function: DNA-binding transcription factor activity, RNA polymerase II-specific; RNA polymerase II cis-regulatory region sequence-specific DNA binding; zinc ion binding. Lineage: Eukaryota; Fungi; Ascomycota; Saccharomycetes; Saccharomycetales; Saccharomycetaceae.
AUGCAUAGUAAAGAAUUUGCUAAUAGAAUCAAGAAAAGGGAAAACGAGAAUGACUUAUCACCGAAUUCAAGCUCGUCUUCAUCCGCUGACAGAUUCAGGUGUCCACAUCCUGAGUGCAACAAAACCUUUUCACGACAAGAGCAUCUGUCAAGACAUAAACUGAAUCACUGGCCGAAAGAAAUAUACGUCUGUUCUUUCGUACUUCCUACCACAAAUUCGCCUUGUAAUAAGACAUUUGUGAGGAAAGACUUACUGAUCAGGCAUGAAAAGAGACACUCGAAGAUGAAAAAUAGGUUAACUAAACCAAAUAGAGAUCUUAUCUCCCCAGUAGACAACAGUUUCUCUAAACAGUUGCCAUAUAAUUCCAGUGAAACGCUAGUUUCUGGGCAACCCAGUGCUUCAGUGGUAAACCCAUCAAAAAACUCUGUUGAUCCACCUUCAGUCGCUCCCGGAUCAAAAUUUCGUCCCUUCCUUCAGCAGCCCCAACAAGUACAACAAAUACAACAACAGCAACUCCAACAACAGCUUCCGGCUCCGCUGCAGCAACCUAUGUUUCAGCAGCAAAUGCAUACACAGCCGGCAAGCCCUGCGUUUCCUUAUGACCCUCGAAUGAGAAAUAACGGUCAAAGUGUUAACCAAUUUUUCAAUUGGAUAUUCGAUAACCGUGCAGGGACUAGUGCAUUCGAUAUCGAAGGAGCUAAUAGUACUAGCAAUAGCAAUGACCAGAAUGUUAAUAUCAACAUAGCUGCUCAACAACGAUAUCAGGACAGAACUGUUCCGAAUACUGUAUAUCAACAGCCAUUUCAGCCACUUUCUCAAGAUCGACAACAGGAACAAUAUCUUCAACAGCAGAAAGAUGCACAACAACAGCAGCAGCAGCAGCAGCAGCAGCAACAACAACAACAACAACAACAACAACGACAACAACAACAACAAGUACAACAACAACAAGUACAACAACAACAAGCACAACAACAACAAAUACUACAGCAGCAGCAAAUACAGCAGCAGCAAAUACAGCAGCAGCAACAACAUCAGCAGCAACAACAACAACAUCAGCAGCAGCAGCAGCAGUCGCCACAACAGAAUCUAUUUGCGGAUCAAUUAACUUCGUCUGCUAGCUGCGCUAACCUGACAAUGAUGCAGGACCUUUUCUCCACAAAUUUCUUGAACAGCGAUCCUUUACAAUCUUUCAUGCAAGAGCUUUCUGAAGCCCCACAAGUAAAUAUCGAAGACACAUUCUCUGAUAAGACCAUAAUCCCUAACAAUGAAAAACGCCCACAAAAUGAUAAAUUUGAAGGAUUUCAAAAUUCUCCAGUUACAUUUGACCUGCAACAGGCUAACAUCGAAACUCCCAAGACUCAAUCCAAAUUUACUAACAACCCUAGUACUCUCGGUAAAGAUAAUGUUUCCACUGAGAAACUGGAUAUGAAUGAACUAAAACGGCAGCCUUCUAAAGACUUAGAGAUGACAAGCAACUCUUCCUUAAACUAUAAGGAGCAAUUGCGCCAUUCUAUGAAGAGCGUUCCGUCAUUUUUCCAUCCACAUCCCACGACAAAAUACAAGGUAUCAAAAGAGAAAUGUCAAGAGAUGUUUGCACUUGUUCCAGAAUUACGUUACGUUUCUAUAAACGCUAUACACAAAUCACUGAAGUCAUUCUGGUUCAAUUUUCAUCCACAAUAUGGUCUACUUCACAAACCUUCUUUCCACGUGGACAAGCAGCCUGGAAUUUUAAACUUGGCGUUAAUCAUGACUGGUGCAAGUUUCCUAGGAAGUGAAUAUCGUGAACAAAUCAGUGACCCAAUUUGUGGUCCCCUACGUUGGAUAAUUUUUUCCCAUGCCGAUUUCCAACCGCCCUCCAAAACAUACAUCAUUCAAAGCUUACUAUUACUCGAAGGAUACGAAAAGACAAGUACGAAUAGACAUUUCCACGAAAGAUCUUUUUUGCACCAUGGGACGACCAUUCAAUUAUUGAGGCGAACGCCUUCCUUAGGUGGCCAUCCAUUAAUGGUCAAAACCGGGAAAACUUCCGGGGAAAAUUCAAUUAAAGAUCCACAAGAAGUUUAUAAAAGAUGGAUUGAUUUUGAAAUGUUGAAAAGAAUCGCAUUCUACGCAUUUUACAUGGACACCACACAUGCUGUAGUGUUUGGGUAUUGGAAUUUAUUCAUCAACAGCAAUCAGAUUCAGCUAACAUUACCUUGCCCAGACCAAGUUUGGGAAUCUUAUGAUUUGAGCUACGAAACUCUAAUGGAACAUGGAUAUGGCAGUACCAAAAGGGAUGAAAAUAAUACAUUCCUGUCAGCAUUGAUGCAAUUAAUGAAAAACGUCGUUCAAAUUUUACAAAACAACAAUAUACAAAGAAACAAGGUCAAUAAUGACGCCAAAGAGAGCAGCCCAGUAGGCCUGGGAAACACUGAAGACUGGAAUAUCCAAAGUCUUUUUGGUAAAAAGAUCCUUCUUGCAGGAAUAAUUUCUAUCCUAUUUCAGUGCCAAGAGGAAGUAAAUGGUGAGUAUUUCAUGACAAAUUUUCGAAGCGGUAUUACAGAUCAUCUAGGUCUUUCAUGGAAAGAUAUUCUAUCAUUUGCAAUGAAUUAUUGGCUUCGUGAAGUUCAAAUAAGUUGCACUAAUCCGAAAGCAUGCAGGAUAAACACGCCGAGUGAUUUUGAAGGGGUCUCAACGGAUGGAGAAGGUGACCAACCUCAUGUGAACUACGAAGACAAGGCAAAUGAUAGCAGCUUAGAUUUACUUUCUUCAGAUAAUUCUUCAAGUUGUAAAAUGCCUGCAAUUCAUAUUUCUCAAAUCGUCUUACGGAUUCUCCAUCACGAUUAUUACAUAUACGCAGGGGCGCCUUGGAGAAUGAAUGUCCCAAUUGGGUUUGAGGAAUAUGACAUGAUCAGUCGAAGGAUACUCCAGUUUGCAAAAGAUCCCUAUAAUGGUGGUGUAGCCGUCGUUUACGCUUUCCAAUUUUUGUUUGAAAUGUUCAUUGUUAAGGACAAUAAUCGUCUAACCGUUGUGGAAGACUACGUGGUGAAUUCUGAUCCUAUAUUUACUAGGCCAUAUGCUAUUGCAUUGACGUCGCUUUUGAUCUGGUCUUGUAAUUUUGCACUACACGGCUGUGAAGUUAGCAUAUGGAAUAAUGUUGACGCCUCGAAAGAAGAAAGUUUUAAGUCAAGUGACACCAAUGGUGAAUGUACUACUAGCCCCGAGGGCGAUAAGGAAUCAAAACUUUCGAGUAGCAAUCUAAAAGAAAAGAACAAUUACAUUCCAAAGGAGAGCUUCCAAGUAUACUUGUUAAGAAUGUAUCCGAUUCUGUACGUAGAUGGUUCACUUGACUUAGUUAGCUUCCAGAAUGAAAUUUGGGCAAAAGCAAAUAUGCUACAACACAUUUCUAAUACUCAUCAUUUGUGCGGGAUGAUGCAAUUUAUGAAGGACAUUUUUAGCAAAAGCUACUGGGAUUUAGGGCGCGAAUUCGGAAGGCUUUUUGACAAUUGUUUAGAAAGAAGUAUGGGGAAAGCAUCGCCUACAUGUCAUGACAUGUUCGAUGUUUAG